CUCUGUUGGUGCCUGCUGGUGCCUAGUCGUCAUUCUGCGAUGUCUACCGAAACCACCGACGCAACGGAGGCCCAACAGAAAUGGAAGCCUCCCCCAGAAGGCUGCCCAUGUUGGGUGGAGAUCCCUGCUCGGGAUACUGAAGCACUAAAGGCAUUCUAUGGUGCCAUCUUUCCAUCUUGGGAAUGGAGGCCAGCUCAAUCAGCUGAAGACCAAAGCAAAGUGCAGCACUAUAGUUUUGCUGAACCAAAAGGAUUGUCGGGAGGCAUAGUCCAGAUGCCGGAGGGUUGCGCUCCAACAGAGCAGACUAUGGGCAGUGGGAUGACUGUGUACUACUUGGUCGACUCCCUUGACGAUAUGGAGAAGAGAAUCCACGAAUGCGGUGGUAGUACCUGCCUAGGCAAGACACCUGAGAGUUCUCAUGGAUGGUUUAUGAACUUCCGUGACCCUGAAGGAAACCGCUUUGGCUGCUACGAGUUCCGUCGUAGCUAGAGAGUCAUGAUAACCUGUUACGCAUCGUUGCUCUUCUAGCUAAGCCUGUCCUUUCUACUUGCCUCGGUCACGGGCCAGGGCGGAAACGUCACGGGUUUUUGACAAAGAACCUCUCACAAGCGUGAUCUUUUCGCCAGCACCUCGACUUUCUGGGUAUUGGAACGCAGUCAGCGUGCCUUCUCUGGUAAAGCGUCUCCCCGGGCAUUAUUGUCAUUGUUGUCGCUGUGCGCGUGUCUAUAAUGUCCGUUUCUUUGGGUAGUCACAUCAAUGAUCGCAUCCGACACUCCUUUUUCUGCUGCUUCUCCCUCGUACCAUCGGGCAAAGAAUGCUGCCUAUGACUAUAAACCUCCUCAAAAUGCAAAUGAGUGCUUCCAAUCUGUCCAAUACCCACAGCGGAAUACUAUUUGCUCUUGCAAAAAUCACGACCCUGCCCUCGGUCAAAUCUUCUGAAUUCUUUAAACAGAGAUACGACUUUCGAAGAAUGGCUUCGUUCCACUCCACAGAAAUUCUACAUAAUAAAGCAUGAGCGACACUAGAGAGAUUAUCUAGACGUGAUCUACCUCGAAAUCAGUCUAAGCGUACCCCUGCUACGGAAUCCUGCAAUGAUCUUGCUGAUAUGCUCGAGAAAACUCUACAAGAAAUCGGCUUACGUGCUUGGGGGUUCCCUAUUGAUCGCUGUAUCUAUGAAAGCGAUGCCGACUGGGCCAAAUCCUUCCAUCGGUACCAAUGGCAUGUCUCUGACAGGCUUGAGAGAUAUAAUGGUCUAGAUGUUCUUGGUAGCUUCCAGACUACUUUCUUCGGGACCGAUCUCUGUUUGAAGACGCGAGUACGGCGAAAAUCCGAGAGCAUUUCCAGAAAAACGCAACGAGUGCUAUUCAGGAGUCAGGAGACUCCUCUGAAAUGAUUCAACGGUUCACCCUUCCAUGGGCGCCGGCGUGCCAUCGUUCCUAUCUUUUUAGAGAUGAAGAGUCUUUGCAAGGCGUCCUUUAGGCACCGAUCGACGACUGCCUGAAUAAACAUGCAUUCGUGAAUUUACGGUUGGUGGAAGCCUGUGUCUAUUAUAUAUUUUGAGAGUCGACCAGCCAGAGAACCUACUUAACGG
Molecule: messenger RNA, 1591 nt
Organism: Penicillium brasilianum
Lineage: Eukaryota; Fungi; Ascomycota; Eurotiomycetes; Eurotiales; Aspergillaceae
Source: the annotation of a GenBank genome assembly